UGUCAGCAGUCAACUCUGACAGCCGACGUCCAUUUGUUCGGAAAAUUUGCAAAUAUUUUACUAGAAAAUAAAAACCUUUUAAAAGGUUGUCCUCGAGACCUCUCCGUCACUGAGUUGUGUUUCCGUGUUAACCAGCUUCGCCAGCAUACCUACCGUAGGCAAUCGUGAUCGCCCCCGGCAGGAUGGCUUUUUCGGUGCUAAGUUCGGUGGCCAAGAAGGCAACAUCGAAUGUUUAUGUAACCAAUUGUUUGCUGAAGAAUGUUGGAGCUUUAUAUAAUUCUCAGCAAGUGCGCAACGCCGGGAAGUGGUAUCCGGAUGCCGAGUUUGUCAGCCAGUUCAACUCGGCGGUCAUGUACCCGGAUGAGGUAACUUCCAAGUGGAAGAUUCCUCCAUGGAACAGCAAGAUUGCCCCGGUUGAGAAGACGGUCCGCAAUGUGAAGAUCAACUUCGGUCCGCAGCAUCCGGCGGCUCACGGUGUGUUGCGUCUGGUGCUGGAACUGGACGGCGAGACGGUGAUGCGUGCCGAUCCGCACAUUGGGCUGCUGCACCGUGGAACGGAAAAGCUAAUCGAGUACAAAACGUACACCCAGGCUCUGCCAUACUUUGAUCGGCUGGAUUAUGUGUCAAUGAUGUGCAACGAGCAGUGCUAUUCGUUGGCAGUGGAGAAGUUGUUGAACAUCGAUAUUCCUCUGCGGGCCAAGUACAUCCGUGUGUUGUUUGGGGAGAUAACUAGAAUUCUGAACCACAUUAUGGCGAUUGGAACUCACGCUCUGGACGUGGGAGCUCUGACUCCGUUCUUCUGGUUGUUCGAGGAACGUGAGAAGAUGAUGGAGUUCUACGAGCGAGUUUCCGGAGCUCGUAUGCAUGCCGCGUACAUCCGACCAGGUGGCGUCUCGCAGGAUCUUCCACUGGGUUUGUUGGAUGACAUCUACGAGUUUUCUUCCAAGUUUGCCGAGCGUCUGGAUGAAGUUGAGGAUGUGUUGACCACCAACCGUAUCUGGGUACAGCGCACCCAGGACAUUGGCAUCGUUACAGCUGAGGAUGCUCUGAAUUAUGGCUUCAGUGGUGUUAUGCUUCGCGGAUCGGGAAUCAAGUGGGACCUUCGCAAGUCUCAACCGUACGAUGCCUACGACCGGGUUGAAUUCGAUGUCCCAAUCGGAACCAAGGGUGACUGCUACGACCGUUACUUGUGCCGUGUGGAGGAAAUGCGUCAAUCGUUGCGUAUCAUUGACCAGUGUCUGAACCAGAUGCCGGCCGGUGAUAUUAAGACCGAUGAUGCCAAGCUGACGCCUCCGUCCCGUUCCGAGAUGAAGACCUCGAUGGAAGCUUUGAUUCAUCACUUCAAGUUGUUUACCCAGGGUUAUCAGGUCCCACCUGGUACGACCUACACGGCCAUUGAGGCCCCCAAGGGUGAAUUUGGCGUAUACUUGGUUUCGGAUGGUUCUAGCCGACCGUACCGGUGCAAGAUCAAGGCACCGGGCUUCGCCCAUCUGGCCGCUCUCGAGAAGGUCGGAAAGCAUCAUAUGCUUGCCGAUGUGGUGGCCAUCAUCGGAACGUUGGAUGUUGUGUUUGGUGAGAUCGAUCGUUAGAAUGUAGACAGAAGGAGAGAAGAAGGCGUUUCAAACGAACGAACAUGAUGCCGAGCGGCAAUUAUACUGUUAGUGUUCUGGUUAAUCAGCGUCAUGUAAACGACUGGAUACAAGAAUGUUUCAAUAAAUGAAGAAUUCGCUAAUUCUAGAA
Molecule: messenger RNA, 1740 nt
Organism: Ochlerotatus camptorhynchus
Lineage: Eukaryota; Metazoa; Arthropoda; Insecta; Diptera; Culicidae
Gene: ND-49
Product: NADH dehydrogenase (ubiquinone) 49 kDa subunit
Exons: 1
Coding region: 183-1589 (468 amino acids)
Biological process (GO): mitochondrial electron transport, NADH to ubiquinone
Molecular function (GO): NAD binding; quinone binding; oxidoreductase activity, acting on NAD(P)H
Source: RefSeq, a predicted model, not a curated record